Mugil cephalus (flathead mullet) is the source of this 2011-nucleotide messenger RNA. RefSeq names its product WAS protein family homolog 1 (gene wash1). Gene Ontology annotation, cellular component: WASH complex; recycling endosome; early endosome. Gene Ontology annotation, molecular function: alpha-tubulin binding; actin binding; gamma-tubulin binding. The record is from RefSeq and is a predicted model, not a curated record. Bases 131 to 1555 code for a protein of 474 amino acids. NCBI's taxonomy places the organism in Eukaryota, Metazoa, Chordata, Actinopteri, Mugiliformes, Mugilidae. The transcript is spliced from 11 exons. Gene Ontology annotation, biological process: retrograde transport, endosome to Golgi; endocytic recycling; Arp2/3 complex-mediated actin nucleation.
AUCACGUGACACGCGGAUGCGGAAGUACGGAAGCGUUGUUUUGCUAAAGGCAUAGCCGCUUAGCUGCCUCACAGACCCUAGCUCUUAUUCUUAUUUUAUGUUUUUAUUUGUGAACAAGUGAACAACACCCAUGGUCAGGAUGACGCAGAAGCACAGCCUGGAGGGGCAGGUGUACUCUGUGCCCCUCAUCCAGCCAGACCUGAGGAGAGAGGAGGCUGUUCAUCAGAUAGCAGAUGCGUUGCUGUACUUGGAGACCAUCUCUACAGACAUUUUCAGAAGGGUGUCUGAGAGUGUGGAGAAGAAUCGGCACCAGCUGCAGCGCGUCACUGACAGGAUCAGACUAGCUCAAGCCCGCGUUGACAAGAUUAAAGGCAGUAAGAAAGCCACCAAGGUUUUCUCCAGUGCCAAGUACCCGGCCCCGGAUCGCCUUCAGGACUACUCAUCCAUCUUUAAUGGGGCCACAGACCCGUCCUCACAAACCCGCCCCCGACACAGGAUACAGAAUAAACUUCGACCCUUUGAUGAGAAGGCCCUGCAGGAGAAGUUAAUGUAUUUCCCCGUGUGCGUGAGCAAUAAGAAGAAGUCUGAGGAUGAGACGGAGGAAGGAUUGGGCAGUCUGCCGCGCAACAUCUCAUCCGUCAGCUCCCUGUUGCUCUUUAAUACCACGGAGAAUCUAUACAAGAAGUACGUGUUCCUCGAUCCUCUGGCGGGGGCAGUGACGAAAACACACACAACGCUGGAGACAGAAAAAGAGGAGAAGCCGUUCGAUGCUCCUUUGUCCAUCACAAAGAGAGAGCAGCUGGAGCGACAGACGGCGGAGAGUUAUUUCUACGUGCCAGACUUGGGCCAGGUGCCUGAGAUAGAUGUGCCAUCCUACCUGCCUGACCUGCCAGGUAUUGCAGACGACCUGUCGUACAGCGCUGACCUCGGGCCUGGAUUUGCCCCGUCCGGACCCACGCACAAUAUCCCCGAGUUGCCCUCCUUCUCUGAGGAGAGCAGUGUGCCAGAAACCCAACUCCAGCCCAGCGUCCCACCACCUCCUCCACCUCCACCUCCUCCCCCUCCUCCCCCCGAGCCCGCCCUCGCUCCCGCUCCCCCCGCGGGCGCUCCCCCUCCUCCCCCUCCUCCACCCCUCCCUCCCGUGGAAAGCUCCUCGGAAGUCUCUCGAGCGCCGAGCGCAGCCACUGUGUCCGGCGCGCCCAGCGAGGUGGUCCAGCCGUCGGACGGCCGCGCCAGCCUGCUGGAGUCUAUCCGCAAAGCCGGGGGCGCCGACAAGGCCAAGUUGCGGAGCGUUAAGGAACGCAAGCUGGAGAAGAAGAAGCAAAAGGAGCAGGAGCAAGCAGUCGGAGUGGCAUCUAGUGGCGGAGACUUCAUGUCUGAUCUCUUCAAUAAACUCGCCAUGCGGAGAAAAGGCAUAUCUGGUAAAGGUCCUGCGGGCGGGGAGUCGGCCAACGCUCCCCCCGGCACCGGUGGCGCAUUCGCCAGGAUGUCAGACGUCAUCCCUCCGCUUCCAGCUCCACAGGCGACGACAGAUGACGACGAUUGGGAGGCGUAACGCCGCCGAAAACGGGCACUUAACGUCACUGAUGAUGAAAGUGUUCUGUAGCUUUUUGAUAAUUUCGUGUACUAAGGACUUGCAUUUCCCUCUAAUCACAUAAAGGGGGAUUUAAAUUUCAAAUAAGGAUAGUAUUUCAGUCUAAAAAGCACAAUGAUUGGCCACAUAAUGCAUCCGAAAAUAAUAGAGAGGAGGAAACUGUUCAUAACAUGGUAUUCAUCGUGAAUGUUUUAAUAACGUUAACAAGCAUAUCAUUGUACAACAUAUCAUAACACUCUGUGAUGAUGAAACUGAUCAUCAAGCGUUGCAUAACGUAACACUUUACAUUGACUUCUUUAAAUAUUUAAAUCUUAAUUAAUUCAGCCACACCAAUGCCUAUGCCAGAGCUGUGCCUGAUAAUGUAUAGUAGCUGUUUCUGUGAUGCAUUUCAACAUGUUGAAUAAAUGAUAAAAUAGA